AUUAGAAAGAGUUCCUCCAACUUAUUUUAAUAUUGUGGUCGGUUUCUCGUGGUAUUUAGGAAAGGUGAUGAGAUAUUAAUAGCAGUCAAAACAUGAAAGUUGGUGGAUUCGUCUUCACUGUCGAAGCGAAGCAGGAAGAAACUAAAUUUGGCGCCGAUCCCCCGCCCCUCAACUCACGCGCUCAUCUAGCAACUCCUGCGCUCAUAUCAACUCGAGCGCUCACAAUCCGUUAAGUCUGGAUGCAUAAAUCUCUUAAACAGGCUAAAUGGUUUUAACCAUUAGCGUCAAAUUAUUAUCUACGUUCGUAUUUUGACCUGUGAAGGGAGUGGGACAUGUUUACCUUGUUCUGCUGAGUGAACGAAAUGAAUUCGUUUUCAAGGAAAGGUGUCUCAGGGAAUUUGUCCCAUCCUGCCACUACACUGAUACCGAUGUCUUCCAAGGAAGUGAAUUUUAGCUGCCUCUUCAAUGAGGAUUUCAAGUAUAUUCUGCUACCUGUAUCAUACUCACUGGUGUGUUUCCUGGGACUGAUACUGAACUCUGUGGCUCUGUGGAUGUUUAUCACUAAGAUGAGGCCCUGGAAACCCAGUACAGUCUAUAUGUUCCACCUCGCCCUGUCAGACACACUUUAUGUGCUCUCCUUGCCAAUGCUCAUAUACUACUACGCAAACCGCAGCCAUUGGCCUUUUGGUGUUGUCCUCUGUAAGCUUGUGCGGUUUCUUUUCUAUGCCAACUUGUACUGCAGCAUCCUUUUUCUCACUUGCAUCAGUGUGCACCGCUACCUUGGCAUCUGUCAUCCUAUUCGUACUCUGACUAUGGUGAAGCCACGUCAUGCCCACAUGGUCUGUGGUUUUGUCUGGACGGCAGUGAUAACCUGCUUGGUGCCCAAGCUGAUUUUCGUCACCACUUCUCAGAGGGGCAAUGACACUUUGUGUCACGACACCAGCCGCCCAGAUGAAUUUCAUAACUAUGUUACCUAUAACUCUGUGGUAAUGGUGCUGCUGUUUAUUCUGCCAUUUCUGGUCAUCGUGGUUUGCUACUGUUUAAUGGCGCGGGCCCUUUGCCAACCCAGAAAAGGCCUGUCCCAAAGUCAACAGAGUUUAUCCCGGAGGAAGUCCAUUAAACUUAUCAUAUUGGUGCUGGUUGUGUUUGCAAUCUGUUUUGUACCCUUCCACAUCACUCGUUCCCUCUACUACGCCUACCGUAUUCUAGACGCAGAUUGCAAGUCCCUUAAUAUCGUCAACUUUGCUUACAAAAUCACUCGCCCUCUUGCCAGCAUGAACAGCUGUUUGGACCCCAUCCUCUACUUUCUUGCUGGGGAUCUCUACCGCUCUAAACUUAUAAGAUGUUUCACUAGGCAGAUUCCGAACACUCGUUCUACAGCGUAUGUACAUGAAAACAACAUUGGAAUGACCUUUAAGAACCCAGAUGCCCAAGCCAACAAUGAGUCGAGACUCUAGACCCACAUACCCAGACAUUUUGGUUGAUAAUUUAAAAAGCUCUUCUGAAAGACUGCCUCAAAUUGUAGAAUGUGUUCUGUCAAAAUCCAUGUCUGCUAAGUCACACGCAUACCCAGAAGAAUUCAGAACAGUCUCGUUGUAAACACUACAGCGUAGAUAAAAGUGAAGGAGUCUCUUUGGAGAAAGGAUGUGGUUUGCUUCCUUUGUGCACUCCUAAUGUUUUCCCCAUUCGGUAUGAUUGCUGGGAAUGUAGUUCAGAGAAACUUCAGCUCAAAAAAGCACUGAUGGCAAAUCACUCCUAUGGUUACUUGUAAUGUUGAAGUUUCUCACUGUUGUUCAAGGACAGAACUUGGCAGUGGGGGAUCUGUCAACACUGAAAACAAAACCCACACUUUAUCCCAGAGAUGGACUCUGGCCUUUGACUGUUAAUACAGAAAUGCCAGCACAAAGGCUUUUGUGUGUUCUGUUAUGUCUGAAGGUCCUAUGGUAGGAAAUAAAGGUGCUGUUAAAAUUUCAUUUAUUUGAAUUAACCCGAGAGGUUGGAAGCCUUUUGUGGCACAUUUAGUGAAAAGGUGAAUGGUUGUGGUGGGGGAGGCUGAACGUCAAGCUGCAGUUGUGCAGAUAUCCCCACAUGGCCUGCUUCAUUCCUCGUACAGCUGUUUUUGUCCUUUGGUGGAGAAGAUCUACAGCUGUGUUGUACAUGUGUUUGUGUGUAUUUGUGAGUAAUUGCAUAGCAGGGUUGAAUGAAGAACAAAAAAAAAAGAUGGAAGAAAUCAGAUCCGUUUUGGCGUAUAGAGAGUACCACCCCCUCCCCGGAUAUAACCUCUGUGGGAAUGUUUGUGAGUUUGUGCAUUUGAUUAUUUCAUGUUUAGUGUUGUAAAUAUUUUGUGAAAUUUAUCUGGUUACGGUAUUUGUUUAAUUUCAAAUUGCAUUUACAUAAUAUGUUUUGUAUUUACAUUGAAGAGACUGAGUUUUCCUAGCAUAUUCCGUCCAUUUUAUAUGCCCUCUGUCAUACAAAAAACAAAACAAAACAAUGACUAAACUAAAAUGAAUCAAAAGGAGAGUCUAUACCACAUUUUUGUGAAAAAAAAAACUUGUUUACAGAAUACUUAAGUAGAAAAAAAAAUCUAUUUUAUUUAGAACAUGCUACAAUAUGUUGAAAAAGCUGUUCAUUUAUGUUGUGUUAUGUGUGCUUUUUUAUACAGCAAAACAGUUCCCACUUUAACUUUUUUUGUAUUGAAAUGAAAAUUUCUUUUGUAUUUAUAUCCAACCAUAUAUAUUCUUUACAUUAGAAAAUUGUGGAUGCCAUUUAAGGACACUGUGAAAAAAGUUAUUGCUAUAGUUAUAAUUACAUAUACUUGGGUCACCAGAGUUUUUUGGUUACUUUUCACUGUUGCCUUUGGCUUGCUCAGUUGGGGGUAUUAAAAUUAAUUGAUGGAUAUUUGGAUAUUUAUUUUUCCACAAAAAAAUGAACAUUGUUAUUAUGUUUUGAUUGAUACUGUGGAGCUGCUUUGAUGAUAUCUAUAUUGUGAAAAGCGCUAAACAAUUAUACUUGACUUGACUAACAAUUAAAAAGGACAUUGAUGUAA
Messenger RNA from Pimephales promelas (fathead minnow), 3046 nucleotides. Its product is annotated as P2Y purinoceptor 4. Gene Ontology annotation, biological process: transepithelial chloride transport; G protein-coupled receptor signaling pathway. Gene Ontology annotation, molecular function: G protein-coupled purinergic nucleotide receptor activity; G protein-coupled UTP receptor activity. Gene Ontology annotation, cellular component: plasma membrane. Lineage: Eukaryota; Metazoa; Chordata; Actinopteri; Cypriniformes; Leuciscidae. The record is from RefSeq and is a predicted model, not a curated record.